GCGGCCCAAUUUCUCGCGUCACAGCAGCCAAUGUUGUGUCUACUUAUAAGAUGUCUGUGUAGGGAACCAUAUAACCAAUAACCGUGUCUUACCUUGGCGUUUGUGACCACCCACCGCUAGUGGGCGCUAAGUCAAAAAAUGUGUGCGGUUUUCUUCCCUAAACAGGAAGUCUCAAAAACCUGUUCCACUUGUCCGUUUUCCCCUCACGGUUUUCUUAAUUUAUGACCUCCUAUCCUCGACUAAGCUGACAAAGUAAACCUCAAAAGGACAAACUAAUUGACCGUUCAGUCCACUCGCAGUCGCGUUCGCCCGGAGUUAGCCAAGCGAGCUACCUCCAUGCUAGCUUGCUGGCUAGCGGCUGUCAUGGCGCCAAGUUGACUCUCCGGCCACCAAAAAAAAAAAAAAAAAAGAGGAAAAGUCGUCGGACAACAUUUUCUGUUUAUGGCAGUGACGGCUGAAAGCUCACCAAGAUGAGGAGAUUGAGCAAAAAGAAAGCCUUGACGCUGGUCAAAGAGCUGGACGCUUUCCCGAAAGUCCCCGAGAGCUACGUGGAGUCGUCAGCCAGCGGCGGCACAGUGUCGCUGAUUGCCUUCAGUGCCAUGGCUGUUCUCGCCUUCCUGGAGUUCUUCGUGUACAGAGACACUUGGAUGAAAUACGAGUACGAGGUGGACAAAGACUUCAGCAGCAAACUGCGGAUAAACAUCGACAUCACAGUAGCCAUGAGAUGCCAGUAUAUAGGUGCAGAUGUUCUGGACCUGGCUGAGACCAUGGUCGCUUCUGACGGCCUUAAAUAUGAACCAGUCAAUUUCGAAUUGUCGCCACAGCAAAGACUAUGGCACAUGACUCUUCUUCACAUCCAGGAACGGUUAAGGGUGGAGCACUCCCUGCAGGAUUUGAUCUUCAAGAGUGCGGUGAAAGGAGCUCCAGCUGCUCAGUCUGGCAGCAUGGACAGCAGCAUAUCUUUGACCGCCUGCAGGAUUCAUGGACAUCUGUACGUCAACAAGGUGGCCGGAAACUUCCACAUCACAGUUGGCAAGUCCAUCCCACAUCCACGAGGCCACGCCCACCUGGCAGCUCUCGUCAGCCACGACAGUUUUAACUUCUCCCACCGCAUCGACCACCUGUCUUUCGGAGAGGACAUCCCUGGCAUCAUCAGCCCCCUCGACGGCACAGAGAAAGUCACCACAGAAUCUAACCACAUGUUUCAGUACUUCCUCACCAUUGUUCCUACCAAACUCAACACCUACAAGGUCUCGGCGGACAUGCACCAGUACUCGGUCACGGAAAGGGAACGAGCCAUAAACCACGCUGCAGGCAGCCACGGCAUCUCAGGGAUUUUUAUGAAGUAUGACAUUAGCUCUCUGAUGGUGAAAGUCAGCGAGCAGCACAUGCCGCUAUGGAAGUUUCUAGUCAGGCUGUGUGGCAUCGUUGGAGGUAUCUUCUCCACUACAGGCAUGCUGCACGGCAUGGUGGGCUUCUUGGUGGACGUGGUCUGCUGUCGCUUCCAAACGACGGUCUACACACCUCUCAAGGAGGAGGAUCCUGGUGCGCAGCAGACCGACCAUCAAGCCCCGCCUCCUCCUGCAGAGUCCAACUCAGUCGUGAGUCAGCUGACGUCUUGCUCUUCUUGAAAGCUAAAUAAUGUCACCUUUUAGGAAAAAAAAAAGUCCCGUAUUAUCACAAAUGACAGUGUUUUAACAUUAAUACCACACACACACACACACACACAAAAGGUGCCUAUGUGUAAACGUUUAUUAAAUCAAAUCUUGAUAUCUUGUUAUAUCUUCUGUAUUGUCAUGACAAGUAAAACAAUCUCUUGUCCACCAUGUCAAGAAGUUUAUUUGACAGGAUUUCAGAAUAUCUUUCGGUAAACAAGGUUUUUUUUUUUUUUUUAAACAUUUUUCAAUAGCAAAAUGUAAUAUAUCAGUACUGUCGCAUUUCAUAAAAAUAGUUGUUGACGUCUUUGAAACUACAGUAUCAACGAUACAGUAACCCAUAUUUGUAGGAAUACAGCUGUACAAGGUGAAGCAGGUCAACACCAACACACGAUGCAGGUCGGGGAUGGACGGGUGUUGUUUGCUCUUUGCAUGUCUCUUUUUUUCUUCACGCUGUAUAAAAUGACUCACAAAAAGGCAAGGGCGGAGGUGGGAGGAGCGUUUCUGACAUUUGACCUUUUUUUUCUUCCAAGCAACUUGCUAAUAAUACACGUCACUUGCUCAAAAACGGAGACAUUGAAUGAGUGAAGA
Nerophis lumbriciformis (worm pipefish) is the source of this 2246-nucleotide messenger RNA. RefSeq names its product ERGIC and golgi 2 (gene ergic2). Lineage: Eukaryota; Metazoa; Chordata; Actinopteri; Syngnathiformes; Syngnathidae. The record is from RefSeq and is a predicted model, not a curated record. Gene Ontology annotation, biological process: retrograde vesicle-mediated transport, Golgi to endoplasmic reticulum; endoplasmic reticulum to Golgi vesicle-mediated transport. Gene Ontology annotation, cellular component: endoplasmic reticulum; membrane; COPII-coated ER to Golgi transport vesicle.